AUGUAUCCAACCUCGCUGCUCCACAUCUUGAUUUCGCUGUUCCUACUCCAUCAACGCGCGCAUGCCGAGUGUGAGCCAGUGACAUGCGGGGAACUCCCCAUCAAGUACCCAUUCUGGCUCGGCGGCCCGAGCCAUCCAUCGAAUUCCUCCUGCGGCCACCCGGCCUUCGAGUUACGGUGCGCCGGCAACAGCACCGUGGCUUCCCUGAGGGGCUCUGGCAUCCACGUCCACGACAUAGACUACGACACCAGGUCCUUCCUCGUGUCCCACGACAGAGUCACCCACGGCACCGACGCGGUGUGCUGCAUCGACUUCAACAUGUCGACCAUCCUACCUCUUGCCCCGUUUGAGAUCAGCCCCACCAACCGGGCCCUGUGCUUCCUCUACGACUGCAACGGGACAGAGCCGCGUGGGCGCGACUAUGUGAACGCCACCGGCGUGCCCAGCUGCCCUUGGCCCAUCUCCGUGUACCUCGGCGGCAGCUACGACCGGAACAUGCCGCCCGCAAUACCCACCGGAAACUGCAUGUACGCUUACCACCCGGUGCUUGGAUCGGAGGCAGCUAUCUUGACGGCGGCAAACUACAGUCGACUCCUGAAGAGCGGGUUCGUCCUAGAUUGGGCAGGCACCAGCGCUGGGGACUGCUCUUCCUGCAGUGCGAGUGGCGGGCAGUGUCGAUAUAAUAACGAGUCUGCUGCCUUCGCGUGCCUCUGCUCUGUUGGCAAAAUGCACGAGUCGACAUGCGCUGGUAGCAAGAGGAAAGGGAAGAAGAUUAUGCUAAUAGGUUUGACAUCAGCUGCUGCAACCUUGCUCUUUACAUGUCUUUAUGUGCUGGUAUGGCAUAGAAAGGGGAAAAGACUAAGGUUCAUUUGCAAGAAAACUAGCAGUAACACUGAAAAGAAUUAUGAGGCCAUGAUAGUAUCCCAUGGACCCCUAGCUCCAACAAGAUACAAGUACUCAGAGGUAAUGAAGAUAACAUCUUCUUGCAACAAUCAGCUGGGAGAAGGUGGUUAUGGUGUGGUUUUUAAAGGAAGACUGCAUGAUGGCCGUCUGGUUGCUGUGAAAUUCUUGCAUGGCUGCAAAGAAAAUGGGGACGAGUUUGUGAAUGAGGUUAUGAGCAUUGGAAGAACCUCUCAUGUUAAUGUUGUUAGCUUAUUUGGGUUUUCUUUAGAGGGAUCAAAACGAGCUCUAAUAUAUGAGUACAUGCCCAACAGUUCCUUGGAUAAAUACAUUUACUCAGAGAACGCCAAGGAAAUUUUAGGAUGGGAGAGGCUCUAUGGGAUAGCAAUCGGGAUUGCUCGAGGCCUUGAUUACUUGCAUCAUAGCUGCAACACACGCAUCGUCCAUUUCGAUAUCAAGCCUCAGAAUAUCCUUCUAGAUAAAGAUUUUAGCCCAAAGAUUGCUGAUUUUGGUCUAGCUAAAUUGUGUCAUACAAAGGAGAGCAAGCUUUCAAUGACGGGAGCUAGAGGAACAAUUGGAUUCAUUGCCCCAGAAGUUUACUCUCGAACCUUCGGGGUGGUUUCAACUAAGUCAGAUGUUUAUAGUUAUGGGAUGAUGCUGCUAGAGAUGGUUGGAGGUAGGAGAAAUGUAAAAUCAAUUGUUACAAAUUCUAGUGAAAAAUAUUUUCUAGAUUGGAUUUACGACCACUUUGAUCAAGAAGAUGGAUUACAAGCAUGUAAAGUCACGACCGGAAUUGAGGAAAUGGCGAAAAAGAUGACCUUAAUCGGCUUGUGGUGCAUACAAGUAUUACCUGUGCAUCGCCCUACUAUAACAAAUGUUCUAGAAAUGUUUAAGAGAAGCUCAGAUGAUCUGGACAUGCCACCAAAGAAGAAUUUCUGUGAAUUGCUGUAA
Molecule: messenger RNA, 1851 nt
Organism: Aegilops tauschii subsp. strangulata
Lineage: Eukaryota; Viridiplantae; Streptophyta; Magnoliopsida; Poales; Poaceae
Product: LEAF RUST 10 DISEASE-RESISTANCE proteinUS RECEPTOR-LIKE PROTEIN KINASE-like 2.1
Biological process (GO): protein phosphorylation
Molecular function (GO): polysaccharide binding; ATP binding; protein kinase activity
Source: RefSeq, a predicted model, not a curated record